Procambarus clarkii (red swamp crayfish) is the source of this 720-nucleotide messenger RNA. The record is from RefSeq and is a predicted model, not a curated record. NCBI's taxonomy places the organism in Eukaryota, Metazoa, Arthropoda, Malacostraca, Decapoda, Cambaridae.
AUGCUGUGCCAGUCGCUGGCUCCAUCACCACCUAAGAUGCUGUGUCAGUCGCUGGCUCCAUCACCACCUAAGAUGCUGUGUCAGUCGCUGGCUCCAUCACCACCUAAGAUGCUGUGUCUGUCGCUGGCUCCAUCACCACCUAAGAUGCUGUGCCAGUCGCUGGAUACAUCAGCACCUGAGAGAUGCUGUGUCGGCCGCUGGCUUCAUCUCAAGAAGUUACUGCUAUACUUUCUGGGCGUGGCUCUUCUGGCCUCCGUGGCCCAGUCUGGUGGACACGGAGGUGGUGGUGGAUACGGAGGCGGAGGACACGGAGGUGGUGGCUACGGAGGAGGAGGAGGACACGGAGGUGGUGGCUACGGAGGCGGAGGACACGGAGGUGGACACGGAGGUGGUGGCUACGGAGGUGGUGGCUACGGAGGUGGUGGCUACGGAGGUGGUGGCUACGGAGGUGGUGGCUACGGAGGUGGUGGCUACGGAGGUGUUGGUGGAACAUCAAACAACAACUUCAACCUCGCAGGCCCUAAAGGUGGUGGAUAUGGUGGCGGCGGAUAUGGUGGCGGUGGAUAUGGUGGCGGUGGAUAUGGUGGCGGCGGCCAUGGCGGUGGUGGCUACGGCGGCGGUGGAUACGGUGGUGGCGGCCAUGGCGGAGGUGGCUAUGGUGGUGGUGGUGGUGGCGGGGCCGGCUAUGGUGGUGGUCAUGGCGGAGGGUACGGGAAGUAA